Zeugodacus cucurbitae (melon fly) is the source of this 1591-nucleotide messenger RNA. RefSeq names its product RNA-binding protein with serine-rich domain 1-B (gene RnpS1). NCBI's taxonomy places the organism in Eukaryota, Metazoa, Arthropoda, Insecta, Diptera, Tephritidae. Gene Ontology annotation, cellular component: cytoplasm; ASAP complex; nucleoplasm. Gene Ontology annotation, biological process: mRNA splicing, via spliceosome. The record is from RefSeq and is a predicted model, not a curated record. The transcript is spliced from 3 exons. Gene Ontology annotation, molecular function: RNA binding. The coding region runs from base 160 to 1347 and encodes 395 amino acids.
UAUCUUUUUCGCACUUAUACCGGUUACCAAAACGUCAAACAAACGCGAAGUUGUAGUGUAUUGGUUGUAGCCAUUUUACUGAAAAAAAUUUUGCUACUCGGUAAAUUAUUCUCGAUAUAGUUGGGAUAGAGAUUAAAGUUUUUUAUUUCAAUAAAUAACAUGGCUCAUGAGCGCUCGCCAUCUGCCGGAGUGGAAAAAGAUGGAAAGGACGGAAAAGAGUCCUCGACAAAAGAUGUUAAGCCAAAAGUAAGCUCCUCAUCUAAUUCUAACCGUGGACGCGAACGUGACCGCAGGAGGCGAGGAUCGGCAUCUUCUAGUAGCGAUAGCAGCGGGAGUUCGUCAGAUAGCAGUUCUUCGAGAACCACUUCCGGUUCAGGUUCCCGUUCGAGUUCUUCAAGUUCUAGCGGUUCAUCAUCAUCUUCUACUUCAUCUUCAAGUGAUUCUGAUCGCAGUGCAAAUAAUAGACGUCGCGGUGGAGCAGGUAACUCAAAUACAGCACGUAAGAGUGGUUCCCGUUCGCCGCGUCGUUCCAAAUCUCCGCGCGACACAAGUAAGGCACGUAAAGACAAUUCCCGUUCUAAAGAACGAGAUCGUGACAGGGAACGCGACCGUGAGCGUAAUGAGCGCGACCGAGAUAGAGACAGAGAGCGAAAUGAACGAGAUCGUCGACGAUCACGUUCUCGAUCCAAGGAACGAGUUCGACGCCCGUCAAAUGAUCGAGGCGGAGGAGUUGGAGAUGUUCCCAAUGUUAAACGUGAACGAUCUAAAGAUCGCGAGCGUGAACGUCGAUCGCGUUCUCGUUCAGGCUCACGUUCUCCACGACGUCGUGUACGCAGUUCAGGUGAGCGCAGUCCUGCAACGAAACGACGUGACCGCUCGCGCUCACGUUCAACUACACCGAAACCUACUCGAAUACAUGUUGGACGAUUAACUCGCAAUGUUACAAAAGAACAUGUUGUUGAAAUAUUCAGUUGCUUCGGAGAGGUAAAAAAUGUAGAAUUCCCAACGGAUCGUUAUCACCCUUCAUUUGGACGGGGUAUUGCAUAUGUUGAAUAUGCGACAGCAGAGGAAUGUGAAGCUGCCAUGAAGCAGAUGGAUGGCGGACAAAUCGAUGGUCAAGAGGUUACUGUGUCACCGGUGUUAACACCAAAAGUACGUGCACCCGUUAGACGUCCGUCGCCCAUAAUGCGACGUCCGGUAGGCAGGUGGCGUUCACCGCCUCAAUUUAAUAGAUUCAAUAACCGCGGAAGGCGCUCACCCCAGCGUGGUAGACGUUCGCCACGGCGCCGAUCCCGUUCACCAAUUCGCCGUCGCAGACGUAGUAAUAGCUCAGGCAGUUCUCGUUAACUUAUAAUGAAUGGACGUACUAAGAAACAAGUUACAAUUCAAUUUUUAAAGAAAACACACUCGGCAAUCAAGAAGGAAACAUUCUUGAUUUAUAACUUGUUCUUACUUUUUUAAUAUAUUUAAUUUGCUGUUUAGGUCAUAAAUCGCCCAUUUGAUUAUUAAUACAAAAUUAAAAUUGCGUAUGUUUGUUUGGAAUUAUAGUACUCAGAAUUUCAAGAAUACAUAUAAACAUUUUUAUUCAAUA